CUACAACAAGCAGGAAAAUGGGAAAUAAGUGCGGACAUACAUGCAAUUAUGGAAAACGUGCGAUGGAAUUAAACCCACUGCAGAAUCAGAAUGAAGUUUUUGCGAUGCAAAGAGCAACUACCCUCUGUUUUGCAAUUUUGGCUGUCAAAAUGUGUAUGAGCAAGCGGUUCAACAAAGCUCCUCAGAGUCCCGAAGAAAUGAAACUGAAAAGCCUUUGGAUUGAGGGAGUCGAUAAAAUCAAAGAUACCAGCGGAAUUCCCAAAGGUUUUAACCCAUCCAAGGAAACAGAUGUCAUCGUACAUGGAUACCUUGUCAACAGCUAUCUACCGCUCUUGCAAACCUUAGCUCAACGACUAAAAAAAAAAAACCACAAUGUUUUGUUGAUUGACUGGGAGCUUGGUGCUCAUAGGAACUACGCUCAGGCCGCUGCUAACACUCAAACUGUCGGGGCUUUUGUAUACCAAGUUCUGAAAAAAAACAAAAUUCCAUGGAAAAAAGUCCAUAUCCUUGGUCAAGGAUUAGGAGCCCAUGUCGCAGCGGAAACAGGCAAAUUAUCGAAAGCGAAAAUUGGCCGAAUUACUGGUCUCGAUCCUGCUGGUCCUCUUUUUGAAGCAUCCUCGUUCGGGAUUAAUAAAGGAUCUGCUCAGUUUGUGGAUGUCAUUCACACGGAUUCAAGGCCAAAUGGUUAUGGAAUUCGAAAGCCAUGUGGUCAUAUGGAUGUAUAUGUUAAUGGCGGAAGGAGACAACCAGGAUGUACCUAUAAUCCAAAGAGCCCUGUAAACAUCCAUGACCUUAAAAAGGCGACAAUCUACAAAGCCUGUGGUCACCUGAAGGCAAUUGGAUACUACAUCGAGACUAUAAAGGACAGCUGUAAGUUACGAGCCUGCGAAUGCACAUAUAAAAGAUUCCUUGCAUCGAAGUGUAGCAGGGACAAAUGUGUGUUCUGGGGUGAUGACGCGACAAAAACUGCCGCUGGGGCGUAUUAUGGCGUCACAGCUACGUCCUUUCCGUAUUGCAGAACGAAUGGAACGGAGUGAUGACUUAUCCAGCACACAGUUUUUUUUAAAAUCGAAUUUCUACUCUGCAAUCGAACUUUAACUCUUGUAUAUUUAUUUUUUGUAUGAUGUGCCUAUACAUCCUACAUUCGUUUGACUAUUUCCCUACGCUUCAAUAAAUUGUCUGCAUCCAA
Molecule: messenger RNA, 1189 nt
Organism: Saccostrea echinata
Lineage: Eukaryota; Metazoa; Mollusca; Bivalvia; Ostreida; Ostreidae
Product: pancreatic triacylglycerol lipase-like
Exons: 8
Coding region: 18-1037 (339 amino acids)
Molecular function (GO): lipase activity
Source: RefSeq, a predicted model, not a curated record